Molecule: messenger RNA, 1096 nt
Organism: Zingiber officinale
Lineage: Eukaryota; Viridiplantae; Streptophyta; Magnoliopsida; Zingiberales; Zingiberaceae
Product: UDP-glycosyltransferase 75B2-like
Exons: 5
Coding region: 107-652 (181 amino acids)
Source: RefSeq, a predicted model, not a curated record
UUUUUUAUCCACUCUUCUCCCAACUCCUCGUCUCACGCGGCUUUCUCCAUCCAACUCCUCGGUAAACCCCUCUUUGGCACUGCUUCUUAAAAUCAAGGACAGGGGGAUGGUGGUGAUCCUGCGGCACCGGGCGGUGGGAGGCUUCGUGAGCCACUGCGGCUGGAACUCAAUGACGGAGGCAGCACUGUACGAAUACCAAGUCGUCGCCACUCCGCCCCCAAAUCUUGACUAUAGAGCUAAAGGUGGACAGAUUCACUACCAUCUAUAUUCACACAAGCAGAGUAUUCUCGAGAAGAAAUUGAUGAGGUGCGAUCGGAGUUGGCAGAAUGUAUACAAGAUCAUAUUUAUGAGAGGUAAGAAUUCCGGGAUAAAUUGCCAGGAGAAGGGGAAAAAAAUUGGGGGAAAAGACGGCAAGUGCGACGUCAGAGUUGGUUCUGUACAUUGUGGGUAUGUAUUGAAUGGUGGAGGAUUGCAACAUUCACUUGCUUCCCUCAUCCACUUCUGUCUGUCUCUCUCUCUCUCUCUCUCUCUCUCUCUUCCCCAGCAACACUGCACAGCUGCUUUUCUUGAUCAUUUCAACGGUUCAACCUUUAGCUGUUGUCCAUCUGAAUUGCUGAAUUUUGGAGGUGUUUUGGUCUCUGAUAUCAGUUAGCUUUUGGUUUGGAUCGUAUUGUGGAUGCAUGUGAUCAGUAGAUCUGCAUGCUUGCUGGAUUCUAGUGCUAGCUAUCUAGUCUUUUGAUUCUUUACAAGCUGAUUUAAUUCAAGAAAAUUGACAGUUGAGAGAAGAUGAUCAUGAAGGGGAUGAUCUCAAGCCAGGCGGCGGCGAUCAUGCUCUCACUUCAAUUAGGGCAUGAUCAUGAUCUCACUUAGAUUAAGUUAUUGUAGUAGGUUUAGUUACAUCUUCGAUUAGGGCCAACAACAUAAUUUACUUCACUUAAAGAACAUCUCGUAGAGUCAUGACAUGUAGUGAAAUGCAGAGAUGAGAUAUAAGGAGAAUUGAGUUACAAAUAUGCACAUUGCAUAAUGCUUUUUUCUUUUUCCUACCAACGUUCUGAUAAGCAUUGAAGCCACUUGUGUUUGCCUUUUAUGUGUUUCA